Molecule: messenger RNA, 1110 nt
Organism: Danio rerio (zebrafish)
Lineage: Eukaryota; Metazoa; Chordata; Actinopteri; Cypriniformes; Danionidae
Gene: arpc4l
Product: actin related protein 2/3 complex, subunit 4, like
Source: RefSeq, marked provisional
GUCUUCCUCCACAGACCUCAUAUAAAAUGACGGCAACAUUGCGACCCUACCUGAAUGCUGUGCGCGCCACUCUUCAAGCAGCCCUGUGUCUGGAGAACUUCUCCUCUCAGGUGGUUGAGCGACACAACAAGCCUGAGGUUGAGGUUAGAAGCAGCAAAGAGCUCCUGUUGCAGCCAGUGGUCAUAAGCCGAAAUGACAAGGAGAAGGUCCUGAUCGAGGGCUCUAUAAACUCAGUCAGAGUUAGCAUUGCUGUCAAGCAGGCUGACGAGAUCGAGAAGAUCCUGUGCCAUAAAUUUAUGAGAUUUAUGAUGAUGCGAGCGGAGAACUUCUUCAUCUUGAGGAGGAAACCUGUCGAGGGGUAUGACAUCAGCUUCCUCAUUACUAACUUCCACACAGAGCAGAUGUAUAAACACAAGCUGGUGGACUUUGUUAUCCAUUUCAUGGAGGAGAUCGAUAAGGAGAUCAGUGAGAUGAAGCUGUCGGUCAACGCUCGCGCCCGAAUUGUUGCAGAGGAAUUCCUCAAGAAUUUCUGAGGACCCUUGUCUACAUUCCUAAUACCCAUCAGAGAUUGGUGUUGCUUCGGUUCUUGUGGACAAAAACAUUCAAAGUUUUUUAAAGUCUCCACAGAGCAAAGGGGAAAGAGUUUAUUAUUUAGCAAUCAAGCAAGAAGAUCUACAGGAACAAGCGGCCAGUCCUGCAGCACUAUACACAGUCCCCUUUGCCUCCUGUUCAAGGUGCUCCUUGUGCCCAUGGAUAUUAUACAUUUAGUCAAGAAUUUAUUACUCUCAUUUUCUGUUGUUAGGGGGAAAAAAGAAAACACAGUCAAGGCAGGUCCUUAAUAGUAUUACCUGUAAUUAAUAUUGAUGGGCACAGGAAUCUUGUUAUUGGACUGUAUUUGUUUUCUGUUGUCUUUUAUAUACAUGUACUCAUGUGCUUAAUUUUGUUAUAACAGGGAAAAAAUAAUCAAGUCAAUGUAAAAGAGAUCAUGAGAGAAAAAGAAGAAAAUGUGUUUAUAUUUUGGCACUGCUCACUCCAAUAUGAUGAUAACUAUAGAAAAAAAAGCUGCAUAAAACAUAUUAACAAUAAAUUCAAUAAAAAUAUAUUGUGCUU